AGUCAGUGACGGUUUGCGGAAGGAGGCGAAGGUUUUCAACUGCACGUCUCCUUCGGGUUAAGGUUCACAUAGCUGCAUCUCUUGCAAAGCGGCUUUGGCACCUUUCUGUCGGCGAAGCAUAACGAAGCAGCGAUGUACGCGCGCUCUCGAGGAAUUGUAUGACGAAAACGAUAGUCGAACGGUGCGUGGUGUUGUGUGGGCAACGAAUAUAUAGACUAGACUUACCAAGUCUAUAUUCGUUGCGGUGUGGGCGAUUCGAUUGUGCGGGGACGGUGCAGUAUCGAAUUCUCGAAAUUUGGACGCUUUUUGGAGGUUAGCCAAUCAUCGAGCUUCAUUGCGUCCGACAGCUUGAGGGUCGAUCUAAAACAAGGUUUGCACUUCGCACACAUGCCGUUAAUGCCAUCUGGCGUCGACGGACGGCUGCUCGAGCAGACGACGGCAGUCUCGGCCUCUUGACUCUUCUCUCGCUGUUCCGUGACGUCACAGUGUGGCACGAAAGAGCUGCCGAGGCUGGGAAAAUGUUGCGAUCACUGCUGUCGAAUCACACUUUCCAGCAAGGCCUGAGUUUGGUGGCUCGCAACAAUGCCGCCAUCCUGGGCAGUCAGGCUCCUCUCCUGGAGCACGCCAAGAAGAUGGCAACAGAGGCUGUGCCCUCCAAGCCUAUCGAGAAGGAAUCCAUAAGUCCAUUCCCAAAGAAGACCAACGUGGUGGAGUAUGCAAUGGCUAGAUUGGACGAUUUGCUCAAUUGGGGAAGAAAAGGUUCCAUGUGGCCGCUGACAUUCGGUCUGGCCUGCUGUGCUGUGGAGAUGAUGCACAUCGCUGCUCCCAGAUACGAUAUGGACAGGUUUGGAGUUGUGUUCCGAGCUUCUCCCAGGCACGCUGAUGUGAUCAUUGUGGCUGGUACCGUAACAAACAAAAUGGCACCUGCUUUGAGAAAAGUUUACGACCAAAUGCCUGAUCCCAAAUGGGUCAUUUCCAUGGGCAGCUGCGCCAAUGGUGGAGGCUACUAUCACUACAGUUACUCUGUUGUGAGAGGUUGCGACAGGAUCAUACCUGUGGACAUUUACGUACCUGGCUGUCCUCCCACUGCAGAAGCACUUCUUUAUGGAGUCUUACAGUUGCAGAAAAAAGUCAAGCGUAUGGAGACUACUCAAGUGUGGUAUAGGAAGUAAUCAAAUUUGUUUCUGAGAUUUAAUUAAGUAGUAAGGUUAUCAAUUCGAGAAAUUGUAAAAAAAAAUUAUGAAUUACGAUUACCAAUACAAGCUGAUUAAAUCACGUUUGCAACUGGAUUUCCAUCAUUGUACAGAGAUUUUGUUAACUGAAAAUGUUUUAUUAGAAUAAAUUUAAAAAAAACUUGAAAGAUGCAGAUAAAACUAUCUUCCUUACCAAGAUUAAUGAUUCAUUUAUAUUUCUUAAUCAUCCGUUUCGGAAAAAAUAAAUACACAAAAUUGUACAAACAACGCAUAUUUGUUUUAUUUGAAUAAAUAUUUUGUUUAAAUAA
Molecule: messenger RNA, 1501 nt
Organism: Nasonia vitripennis (jewel wasp)
Lineage: Eukaryota; Metazoa; Arthropoda; Insecta; Hymenoptera; Pteromalidae
Gene: Ndufs7
Product: NADH dehydrogenase (ubiquinone) Fe-S protein 7, 20kDa
Exons: 5
Coding region: 519-1172 (217 amino acids)
Biological process (GO): electron transport coupled proton transport; mitochondrial respiratory chain complex I assembly; aerobic respiration
Molecular function (GO): NADH dehydrogenase (ubiquinone) activity; quinone binding; 4 iron, 4 sulfur cluster binding
Source: RefSeq, a predicted model, not a curated record